AGAUUACUUCUCGACCGGAAGGGAGACCAGAUCACUAUUACGGACGGUGUGGUCAAGGCUGCAGCUAGAAACGAAUAUCAGGGUGAGGAGGUAUUGAGACUACUUCUCGACCGGAAGGGAGACCAGAUCACUAUUACGGACGGUUUAGUCGAGGCUGCAGCUGAAAACGAAGAUCAGGGUGAGGAGGUGAUGAGACUACUUCUCGACCGGAUGGGAGACCAGAUCACUAUUACAGACGGUGUAGUCGAGGCUGCAGCUGGAAAUAAAUAUCAGGGUAAGGAGGUAUUAAGACUACUUCUCGACCGGAAGGGAGACCAGAUUACUAUUACGGAAGAGGUUGUGUACACUAUUACAGAAAGCUUCGGUCAGCAGAUUGUAAGACUGCUUCUCGACCGGAAGGGUGACCAGAUCACUAUUACGGACGGUGUGGUCGAAGCUGCAGUUAGAUAGCCUUUUGGUGCAAAACUGUAUUAUGGGACUUCAUC
Messenger RNA from Pseudomassariella vexata, 485 nucleotides. RefSeq lists its product as uncharacterized. Lineage: Eukaryota; Fungi; Ascomycota; Sordariomycetes; Amphisphaeriales; Pseudomassariaceae. The record is from RefSeq and is a predicted model, not a curated record. The annotation marks the transcript as partial. The transcript has a single exon.